UGUGACACAUUCCAUGUGAAGCCCUCCCCACUCAGAGCUCCCCCCUCGACCUCCCUCGCUCCUUCUCUCUCAUACAUUAUAUAAACGCUUGUCUGGGACAACUUUUUCUUCACUCCUCUUCUUUUUCUCUCGACAGAUUUUCUAAUUAUUGAAAAACAAAAUAAAUCAAGAUGGCUUUCUUGUUCUUCAAACCCAUGUUUCUCUCUUUGUUUUUGUUCAUAUCUUACCACACAGCAACAGAAGCUUCAAAACUAAAUGCUCAGAGCUUCAGCUUCAGCAAUGGUACCAGUAAUGCUAGAGAACUAGCUGGCAAGUGCAACUGGUUCAGAGGAAAAUGGGUUUUCGAUCCAAAAUAUCCUCUCUAUGACUCAAAUUGUCCGUUCAUAGAUCCACAGUUCAACUGUCAAAAGUAUGGCCGCCAUGAUAGCUACUAUCUCAAGUACAGAUGGCAGCCUUUUGCAUGUGAUUUGCCCAGGUUUAAUGGGCUGUAUUUCUUGGAGAAAUGGAGGGGGAAGAAGAUAAUGUUCGUGGGCGACUCACUGAGUUUGAACCAAUGGAUAUCUCUAACGUGUUUGAUUCACUCAUGGGUGCCGAACUCAAAGUAUAAAGUGUUCAGGGCAGAUGGGCUAUAUUCCGUCACAUUUGAGGAAUACGGAGUCAAGAUACUACUAUAUCGAACACCUUACCUGGUAGAUCUUGUCUAUGAUAACAAGGCAGGACGGAUCUUGAAGCUUGACACGAUACACAAUGGCAAGGCAUGGCGAGGCAUGGACAUGUUGAUCUUCAACACCUGGCAUUGGUGGACUCAUACCGGAAGAUCUCAGCCAUGGGAUUACAUCCAAGAAGGGAAUAAAUUGUACAAAAACAUGAACCGUCUAAUUGCUUUCUACAAGGGACUAACCACAUGGGCUCGAUGGGUCAACCGAUAUGUUGAUCCUUCUCGAACCAAAGUCUUCUUCCAGAACAUUUCUCCCACUCAUUACGAGGGCAGGGAUUGGAGGGAGCCAUCAAAGUCAUGUGCCGGUGAGACACAACCGUUCUUUGGAACAAGGUACCCAGCAGGGACGCCGUUGGAAUGGGUGGUGGUUAACAAGGUCUUGAGCAGGAUUAAGAAACCAGUCUACUUGCUAGACGUGACCUUACUUUCUCAAUAUCGGAAAGACGCACAUCCUUCGCAUUACAGCGGCAACCAUGGCGGCAAUGACUGUAGCCAUUGGUGUCUCCCCGGGUUGCCUGAUACUUGGAACCAACUUCUAUACGCAGCUCUCUUGAGUUGAUAGUGUUUAAUUGGAACUGAUUAUGAGGUUGUAAUUUAGUCAUUUUUUCAGAGGAUCAUUGUUUCAGUGAUCAUGGCAUAGGGAUUUUAGUUUCUUCUUGAGAUAUAUUUAGUUUGCCUGUGGGCAAUAACGAGGUACGAUUCUUCAAUUGUAAAUUUAGAUUUUUUGGCGAUGAGAUUGCCAGGAAAUGCCCCUCCAAAUCCAAAGGCUUAUUGAGAUUGGAGAUACUCUUUCAACUAUAUAUGUUUAUUAAUUUAAACGAAAAUAGUACGAGGCAUGUAUUAUCAAA
Messenger RNA from Populus nigra (black poplar), 1566 nucleotides. RefSeq names its product protein trichome birefringence-like 39. The record is from RefSeq and is a predicted model, not a curated record. The transcript has 5 exons. Gene Ontology annotation, cellular component: Golgi apparatus. Gene Ontology annotation, molecular function: O-acetyltransferase activity. Lineage: Eukaryota; Viridiplantae; Streptophyta; Magnoliopsida; Malpighiales; Salicaceae. The coding region runs from base 171 to 1277 and encodes 368 amino acids.